Saxophila tyrrhenica is the source of this 594-nucleotide messenger RNA. RefSeq lists its product as uncharacterized. The record is from RefSeq and is a predicted model, not a curated record. Bases 1 to 594 code for a protein of 197 amino acids. Gene Ontology annotation, cellular component: cytoplasm. NCBI's taxonomy places the organism in Eukaryota, Fungi, Ascomycota, Dothideomycetes, Mycosphaerellales, Extremaceae. Gene Ontology annotation, molecular function: protein N-terminal-serine acetyltransferase activity; protein-N-terminal-alanine acetyltransferase activity. The transcript has a single exon.
AUGGCCAAUCCCGCCAACCCAUUCCGCUCCGCCAACCUCCUCUACGUCGCCCCGGAGUCUCCAGACCACGACACGCUCUUCCAAGCCAUCCAACUCCGCCACGCCGACUUCGCCAACUCCAACGCCCGCCUCCUCCGACCCCAGACCCGCGCCGACGCCGCCGCCUACCAGAAAAGCGUCUCCGACUCCCUCCUCGGCGUCGUAAUCUGCCUCCCUCCAGCGACUCCCGCCCAGACCACCACAGCCAUCGGAUGCAUACACCUCAGCAAACUAGGCCCGAACAUGCCACAGCAUCGCUUCAGCGAGAUCGGGAUAGAUAUCGUGCAUGAAAACCAAGGGAAGGGCUACGGGACGGAGGCGAUACGGUGGUGUUUGGACUGGGCUUUUGAUGCUGCGGGUUUGCAUAGGGUGGUUGUAAGGACUUUUGAGUGGAAUAAAGGGGCGAGGAGGCUGUAUGAGAAGAUUGGGUUUACGUUUGAGGGGAGGGCGAGGGAGGAAUUGUGGUAUAGGGGAAGGUGGUGGGAUGGGUUUAGUUAUGGGAUGUUGGAAGGGGAGUGGAGGAGGAUCAGGGAGGGAGAUCAAAGAUCACAGUGA